AUGGCAACCGACAACGCAAGCAGAUCACAGCCGGAUAAAAACUCUACUAGCACAACAGAUUAUUGGAUGAACAGUGUAAAUAUUACACUAUCUAUUCCUCCAGAUUUAACUCUUGAAAAGGGGAAACUCAAAUGGCUUAAUAACUUUGAGGAUCUAAAACUAUUUGUCGAAACAACUCUACAAAUAGAGGGAACUUGGUCAUCGCCGGGUGGUUAUCUCAAGGCAUUUAGCGAAGAUCCUGAAAGUGUUCUGAUCAGGUAUUAUACCGACACGAAAUCGUUGCUGUUUCAAAGCGACCGAGGUAAGAAAAUCAAGAACUUUUUAAUCGGAAAGAUUGCGAGUAUUUCGCAACCCGUCGGAGAUAAACAUUCUUCAAGGUCAAGCGAGCAAAAUAGUACAAGUAUACACGAUGAUAGCAUCGUUUUAGUUAACAGCCCAAGUCAGACGCUUAGUGAACGUCUCGAUGAGGAUGAAUAUGCUCUAAAUUUAAGUGAGUUUGAAUCUGUGAACACCAUAUCGGUAGAUAAUUCUAGUCAGACAUAUGAAAUAGAGUCGACUGAAUAUCAUUUAACUCGGGUUAGUCGAGAAUGCAAUUGCGCAUGCAGUCAAUCCUCUAAAGAUAUUGAAAUUUUGAAAUCUACAAUUACUAAGCUACAAUCGUCAAUUGACUCAUUCGAGAUUAUAUUGAAGGUCCUUUCCAUGUACAAUAGGGCUGCAGAUAUGAAUGACAAAUACUUAAAAGAGAUAAAUGAGAGUAAACAGCAUAUAGUAUAUCUCGAACAGAAAUUGCUUGAGACAAGUCAAGAAAGAGAUUCUCUACAAUUAGCUACUAGGCUUAUUGCCCAGGACAAAUACUGUCAUCAUCAUACAAGUCAGAAUGAGGUAGCUGAAACCGCUGCUAGAAAAAACGAUAAUGUUUGGCAGAAAGUGCAUAAUACUAAUAACAAUGGUGUGUAUCAUAACAAGCAAACUAAGCAAUUAACAAGAACUGACAUUGGCACCGCAAACAGAUUUGAAUUAUUAAUUAACGAGGAUGGAAACAAUAGCUGUUGUGACCCGGAACAGGAACACAAUCACAAGAGCUCACAAGCAAGAAAUACACAAUGGACUCACGACCCCAGCGAUCAUUCCCAACUAGACAGUAAUGAUGAUCAAUCCGCCCAACACGUCACGUCUCCACAACAAACAUCCACCUCUAGUUCUCUUUCCAAUCAAACCCCAAAUAGGGGUUUGAAUGGAAAGCAAGGUGGUAAACGGCAUAAUGGCGAUCGUAAGAAUCAAAAGUCUGGACACUCAUCUCGCAAAGUAACUAUUGUCGGAGAUUCAAUGUUGAAGAACCUGAAGGGUUACAGGAUGUCCAAAGAAAACAAAGUCAAAAUAUCUACAUUUCCUGGUAGUACCACUAGAGAUAUGUACGACUACAUUAAACCUGUUCUGAGAAAGAAACCCAACCAAGUAAUUAUACACGUAGGUACAAACAGUCUACGAGAAUCUGAAAGCCCCACAUCCUGUGCAGAGGAAAUUGUUGAAUUAGCUAAAUCGGUGGACCAGACAGAUGGAAAGGAAACGGAGGUAAUUAUAUCAAGUUUAAUAUUCAGAUCAGAUGAUAGUAGACUUGGGAAACAAAUUGAUGAAGUGAACUUAGCGUUAAGUAAGUUAUGUCGACAACACAAUUGGACACUAAUAGACCACUCAAAUAUUACACAAAAACAUUUAAAUCGAAGUGGUCUGCAUUUGAAUAGAGACGGAACUACUCAAUUAGCUCGUAAUUUUUUAAAUGUCAUAAAUCAUAAUAUUUGAAAUAUUGCCGGAUGGGAAUCCCUAAUCUCUGUGCUGCCAGAUGAUAAUAAUGAUAAAACUGAAGAUACACCUUUAACUAUCGGUCAUAACGUCUAUGGACGUGGCUUAGUGAUGGCCUCGUUAAAUAUAAAUAGCCUUUUAGCUCACAUUGACGAACUUAGGGUGUAUAUGAAUAAUGGUAAAAUAGAUGUGCUUGCAAUUAACGAAACUAAAUUAGAUUCAACGAUUGAGAAUAGUGAAAUCCAUAUCCCUGGAUAUGCGAUAAUUAGGAAAGAUCGAAAAAUUAAUGGUCGAAACGGUGGAGGUGUCUGUAUUUUUGUGCGAUCCAAUAUUAAUUAUAUAACGCGAGAUGACUUGAAUUUCGAAAAUUUAGAAUGUCUUAUAACAGAAAUUACCAAACCACGGUCAAAAUCGUUGAUUCUUGGCACAUGGUAUAGACCACCAAACUCUCCAAUUAGUUAUCUAGAUGAUUUUGAAAAUAUUAUUGGAAAGCUGGACUCAGAAAAUCAAGAGAUGUGUAUAUUAGGUGACAUUAACAUAGAUCUUAUGCUGAACCGAUCUCGGCCAAUGCUGUAAAACUGAAUUCCAUACUAGAUAUUUAUGGUAUGGAUCAGCUAAUAAACGAACCUACAAGAAUUACUAAUUGUUCUCAAACCUUGAUUGAUCUAUGUUUCACAAAUGUACCAUCAAAAAUAAUAAAAUUCGGCGUUAACCACAUAUCUAUUAGCGAUCAUUCACUUGUGUUUAUGACUUAUAAAACUAAUAUAGAACGUACCGGGACGCGCAUAACAAAAACUCGUUGUUUAAAGAAUUUCAAUAGAGAUAAUUUUCUUAGAGACUUGGAACAAAAGCGGUGGUGUGAUGUUAACACAAAUACUGAUCCUAAUGAUAUGUGGGACACGUGGAAAAGUUUAUUAAUGGAGUGCAUUGACAAGCACGCACCAUCUCGCUCCAAAAGAGCAGGCAAAAAAAAAAUCGCCGUGGAUAACAAGCCAAUUGUUACGACAUAUGCAUAAACGAGAUUAUCUGAAGCGGAAAGCAACAUUGGCCGAUGAUCAAACUUUAUGCGAAGAAUAUAGGGUUGCUCGAAAUCGUACCAAUAACGAAAUUAGAAAAGCAAAGCAAGAGUAUUUUAUAACGAAUUUGGAAACUGCUAAAACAAAUCCAAGAAAAACAUGGAAAUUAAUUAACGAACUAAGCUCGCGUAAUUGUAAUAAGUCAAGUAACAUUAACGAGAUUAAAGUAGACGGAAAAACAAUAUAAAACCUGCAAAUAUAGCUGAAGCUUUUAACAAUCACUUCUCAAAUAUUGGUGAGAAUCUAGCCUCAGAGAUACCCAUUUCUAACGUCAACCCUGAAGACUAUUUAGAAUCAACUGAGCAGAGAUUUUCCAUUAGACCUCCUACGAUUGAUAUGGUUUAUAUUCUGUUGAGUAAAAUUAACGAACGAAAAGCUCCAGGUCUCGACAACAUUCCUAAUAAGCUGUUAAAAAUAGCAGCUGCAAUAAUCUCACCAUCAUUAACUGAUAUAUUUGCCAGAUCAAUUAACACUGGCAUAUUUCCAUCCGAGUGGAAAAUGGCUAGAGUAACACCAAUAUUUAAGAAAGGGAAAAGGAAUGAUCCGAAUAACUAUCGACCAAUAUCAGUUAUUUCAGCUGUAGCCAAAAUCUUCGAAAAAUUAAUCUUUGAGCAACUUUAUAAUUACUUCCGUUCUAACAGCUUGUUAACGCAUUGCCAGUCCGGUUUGAGGUCGUUACAUAGUACACUUACUGCUCUUCUUGAAUCCACUAGUAACUGGUCAGUUAAUAUUGACAUGCAACGGCCUCUUCAAUGGAGUAAUAUUUAUCGACCUUAAAAAAGCAUUCGAUACUAUUGAUCAUCAGAUAUUGCUGCGGAAGCUUCGAAUUUACGGUAUUGAUCAAUUAAGUCUCGAAUGGUUUCAGUCUUAUUUGACCGGUCGAUCUCAGAAAUGUAAUGUUAGAGGUUGCUUGUCAUCAUCUGCAUCAGUUACACGUGGUGUACCACAGGGAAGUAACUUAGGACCAUUACUCUUCCUUGUGUAUAUUAACGACCUUCCUAAUUGUCUCAGUGCAGCAGUACCGAGAAUGUUUGCUGAUGAUACGAACAUUAGUUAUGCGGCCAACACUAUCGCCGAACUAGAAAAUGUUAUUAAUUCGGAAUUAAAAAAAUUGAAAAGCUGGUUGGAACAAAUUAAGCCUUAA
This is a messenger RNA of Paramuricea clavata, 4020 nucleotides long. The record is from the annotation of a GenBank genome assembly. Lineage: Eukaryota; Metazoa; Cnidaria; Anthozoa; Malacalcyonacea; Plexauridae.